AACAUUAGAUUUAAGAAAGAAAAUGUGAUCCUUGUUGAAUUGAUGCCAGGGCCCAAGGAAGCAAGCAUGUCUGACAUCAACAAUUAUUUGAAGCCUCUAGUCGAUGAGCUGAUGGAGCUGUAUACAGGUAUUAAGAUCAAAACUCAUCAAUGUUCAAAUGGUACUACUAUCCGAGCAGCCUUUCUCAUGGUUGCCUGUGAUAUACCUGCUGCAAGGAAAGUAUGCGGGCUCACAUCCCAUACUAGUACAAAUACAUGCCACAAGUGUAAGUAUCAAUUUUUGAGGUUGGCUGGAACGAGUUCUGUUGAUUAUUCUGGAUUUGAUUUCUCAAAGUGGCUCCUUUGCACUAAUAAUGACAAUUGUAAGAAUGCAGAGGUCUGGAGAAAUGCAACCACACAUACUGAGAGACAUUGUCUUGAGGUUGCAAAUGGUGUUUGCUGGUCCAAACUGCAUCAUCUUCAGUACUUUGAUGUUGUCUGCUGCACGAUUGUCAAUCCAAUGCACAAUCUUUUCUUAGGCACUACCAAG
Messenger RNA from Phycomyces blakesleeanus NRRL 1555(-), 528 nucleotides. RefSeq lists its product as hypothetical. The transcript has a single exon. The annotation marks the transcript as partial. The record is from RefSeq and is a predicted model, not a curated record. Lineage: Eukaryota; Fungi; Mucoromycota; Mucoromycetes; Mucorales; Phycomycetaceae.